GCGCUGAACGCAUUGAAUGGACACAAAGACAGUGAGUGUUUGGCAGACAUUGGGUGAGCGCUGACUGAAGACAUCGCAUCAUCGCUGCUAUCAUACCGUUGAAGACAUCGCUGACACGACCCAUGAAUUGGUGAUCAUUGAGUUGCAAUGGCGGCCAACGAGACCAAUGAGAUAGACUUAUACGCCGACGACUUGGGAGAAGAGUUCUCACAGGAAAACGAUUACAACGAGUCGGGGCUCGACUUAUACGACGAUGUGAUCACACCGUCAGCUAAUAUUAAGAGGGGUACGGAUGACGAAGACUAUGGUCUGCCACAAGACAAUGGCAACUCUCAUCACGUGAACAACAAUGACGCCGGCGGUGAUGGCGUCGGCAUUGGGGGUUCCGGUGGCCCGCCGUCCAAGAAGAUUGGCCUCUAUGUGGGCAACCUUUCCUGGUGGACAACAGAUCAGGACGUGACGGAUGCUGUCCUCGAUUUAGGAAUUCAAGACAUCUUUGAAGUGAAGUUCUUCGAGAAUCGAGCCAACGGUCAGUCGAAAGGGUUUUGUGUGAUAACCCUGGGAUCAGACAGUUCUGUGCGCACUGUCAUCGAGAAGUUACCCAAAAACGAAAUUCAUGGCCAGAAUCCGGUGGUUACGCCAUGUAAUCGACAAAAUCUCAAUCACUUUGAAAUGCAGUCCAGAAAGACGGCUCCGGGAGGCCCCGGUGGUGGUCCCCAACACGUGGGCGGACAACAAAGCUUUCCCAACCAAAGAGGUCCGCCUCCCAGCGGAGGCAUACGUCCGCCUCUUAUUCAACGCCCGGUCAGACCCAAUGGUCCACUAAUACCCGGUCAGCCACGUAUGGGAAUGCCUCACCAGGGAAUGCCGUUCGGUGGCGGACAACCCCAAUGGGGUCCCGGUAUGGGUCCUAACCCGCCGCCGCGUCCACCCGCUCCCAUGCAUCCCGGAGCUCCACCCGGAAUGGGAAACAUGCCGUUAAUGCGAUUACCACCGCAAGGGCCGCAAAGAGGACCCGUUCCCAAUCAGCCAUUACUUCGCGGUCCCAGUACUCAAAACGAUCCGCGAUCACAAAUGUCACAUUCAGGCCCACCCGGUAUGCCUGACUGGAAUGACCCACAGGGCCAUAAUCCACACGGACCUCCCGGCCCGCCUGGCCCUCAUAAUAUGAUGAUGCAGCAACCGGGUCAGUCACAACCCAACCAAUCAAUGCCCCCCAGAGUUCCGAACAACGACUUCUCAGGUUUUUUCAAAUUAUUUUCAACCGUUUUGCAAAUUAACUCAUUAGGUGUCUGUCUGUCUACAGGUCCUGUGCCGGGAAUGCCAGUGCCAGGCGGCCCCCACUCUGGUCCGGCUCCACACGUGAAUCCAGCCUUCUUUCAGGCACAACAUCACGCAUCGAUGGCUCCCCAACAGCAGACCGACCAGUUUGGGAACCGUAUGCCACCCGGCGCUGUACAGUACGGACACGGAGACUACCGCGGUGGUCCAGUGGCCAAUAUGGAGGUGCCCAUCACGAUGCAGAUCAGCGAACAGGAGUUUGAGGACAUUAUGGAUAAGAACCGUAAGGUCUCGAGCUCUGCCAUCGCUCGGGCCGUAACAGACGCCGCUUCGGGCGAUUACGCGGCCGCCAUCGAGACACUGGUGACCGCCAUAUCUCUGAUCAAACAGUCAAAAGUGGCGAACGACGAGCGCUGCAAACUCCUCAUCAGUACACUGCAGGAGACGCUGUCGGGCAUAGAGUCGCGCUCUUACAGCAACUCUUCGCGCAAGGAUAGGCCUCGUAGUCGAGACCGGUCUCCACGGGAGCGCACGUCCCGGCGCGAGAAGUCACGACGCGAUCGCUCGCGAAGUCGUGAACGCGAUUAUCGGGACAGAAGUCGCGACAGAUAUCACGAUUCGGAUCGCUAUCACGACUCCGAGCGAUAUCGUGAGAAAGAGCGCGAGAGGGAGAGAGACCACCGAAGCAGUCGACACUAAACACACCACCAGAUCCCGAUGAAGACUAUUGGUGUCCACUCAUAGCCAAUACACUAUACAUUCAAUUCGAUUCUUGAUUUAAAUUAAAGUUUUUCGUUCUCUUCUCUUCUCAUCACAACUUAUAAUCAGUUUUUUAUUAUUGAUAACUCUUUAACGCAAAUAAUGUAUUAUUUAUUCAUUGAAUUAUUAAUUGAUGGCUUUUUCUCAGUUCAAUUGAAUUAUAUAUAACUUUUUCCAACUAUAUAUACGAUAUAUAAUAUUUGUCUUUCUUUCCGAAACCAUUUCAUAGCA
Molecule: messenger RNA, 2271 nt
Organism: Oppiella nova
Lineage: Eukaryota; Metazoa; Arthropoda; Arachnida; Sarcoptiformes; Oppiidae
Source: the annotation of a GenBank genome assembly